Messenger RNA from Sitodiplosis mosellana (orange wheat blossom midge), 2060 nucleotides. RefSeq names its product ubiquitin thioesterase OTU1 (gene Yod1). The coding region runs from base 576 to 1532 and encodes 318 amino acids. Gene Ontology annotation, cellular component: cytosol; nucleus. Gene Ontology annotation, biological process: protein deubiquitination; endoplasmic reticulum unfolded protein response. NCBI's taxonomy places the organism in Eukaryota, Metazoa, Arthropoda, Insecta, Diptera, Cecidomyiidae. Gene Ontology annotation, molecular function: cysteine-type deubiquitinase activity. The record is from RefSeq and is a predicted model, not a curated record. The transcript has 4 exons.
AAUAAAACGAGCUUCUGUUUCAUUGGACUAAUUUUAAUGGACGAGAAUAGUUAAGGUAUACAUUGUACAAAUAUGUAUGUUUUGAAAAAAAUUCGACCAAAUUUUUGCUCUCUUUGAUUUUUCACCAUUUUCACCGCGACAGAAUAAAGAGAGUUUGAAGUAGUGACAAUAUCGCAUCACGAGAGGGCUCUGCUUGGCAUAUUGGCAAUAUUCACAGUCCGUCAAUGAAAAAAGAAAAACCAAAAUCCCUAUUUUUGUUUUCUAAUUUUCUUUUCCUCAUUUUCGUGAUAUGUGUUCAGUUGAUCAUACAAUGAAACCAAAUAAAAAAUCCUGUUUGAAAAGUAGGCCAUUCCGUAUAAGUAUUCUUGAAGUAUGCUACUUUGAGUAUAUUGUCAAUGUGAAUGAACUGGACGUUUUAAUUUCGACAUAUUCACAUUUCAACUGUCAAACAAUGAAAUCGAAAUUAAAAUAAUCAUCUUCAAAUCUCAUCAUUAUCUAAACAAUUUUUAUUCAUCGUAUCAUCAUCGUGUUAUUCAAACAAAGGAUAUUUUCUCCAAGAGAAUAACAUAAAUGAAAUGGGUGGAUUUAUGUUAAAAGUGAAAACCAAACAAGGUCAUCAUGUCGUGGAUAAUUUGUCAGCUGACGAAACAAUUGGCAAUUUAAAAUCGAAAAUUUCGGAACUAACGAGGAUACCGGCCGAUGUAUUAUGUGUACUUGUUGGUUUCCCCCCGAAGCCUUUGUUAUCUGCAAAUGAGAAUUUGUUAUCGGCCUCUGGAAUAAUCAAUGGUGAUACUUUGAUUGUUGAGGAAAAGUCGAUUCCAGAUGUGGUGCCGCAGCAACAUCGAAACAAUCUCCAAUUGGAAGAAGAUGUUCUAUUAGCACAACGAUUCGCAAAUGCAGAAGAGAACGCAACUGGUUUAGUCCCACAAGGGAUAUUAUUGAAGCAGGUCGUCCCCAGUGACAAUAGUUGUUUAUUCACGAGCAUAGGCUAUGUAAUGAAUGGACGAAUCGAUACGGAAGUUGGCAGUUAUUUGCGUGAGGUUAUUGCCCAACACGUUUCAAACGACAAGGGAACCUACAACGAAGCAAUACUUGGUCGACCGAAUCCAGAGUACUGUGAAUGGAUUCGAAAAGCAGCGUCGUGGGGCGGCGCAAUUGAAGUUUCAAUUUUAUCAAAUUAUUAUGGUGUUGAAAUUGAUGUCGUUGAUAUUACAAACGCUCUAAUUAAUCGCUUCGGCGAGGACAAAGAAUACGGAAUGAGGGUGUUUCUCUUGUUCGAUGGCAUUCACUAUGAUCCUCUUUAUUUGGAAUCAGUAAAUGGCGAUCCACCAAAAACAAUGUUUCCAAUCGAAGAUGAAUCCGUCUAUGUUCAAGCUGAGCAAUUGGCUAAGGAGGCUCAAUCGUCGAGGCAAUACACCGAUGUUGAAAAAUUCAGUCUGAAGUGCAACCAAUGCGAUGUCCUUUUAAAAGGUCAAGUGCAAGCUCAACAACAUGCUAAAUCCACGGGCCACACUAACUUUGGAGAAGUAUAAAUGUGUUCAGCGCUGCCUCAUCAAUUUAGGCCGUCGCAUUUGCAAUCGAUUCUUUUUAAAUUUGCCGUUCGGGUGUAAUAGUUUUCACAUAGUUUUUAGAUCUUAAGUUAUUACUUUCGGAUGUUCUGAUAAAAUUCUUGAAGUUGUAUGUAAUUCACACAUAUUUUAGCGUCCAUUUUGAGAAACCUGUUUCUUUAUCACCAAGAAAAGACCGAUAUGAGCAUUCACCCUUUUAUCUAUGUCAUGUAAUGAUCAAUUGUUCGCCUCAUCAAAUAGAAAACCUAAAUUAAAACAAAUACAGUUCAAGUGCACACAUAAGAUGUGUGCAAAUAUAAAUUUCAAAUAAUAAUUCCCUUCAUUCAGUUAUGAAAUUUUGUGCUGGACGCUCUUGAUAAGAAUCAUUUUUAAAAUAUUUUUCAAUUCUACGCUAGCAAUUUGUGAGAUUGCUCAUAUCGAUUUUUAUUUUUUAUUUUAUUUCUAUUAUUUAUUUAAUUGUAAUUGAAUAAAAAAAACUUUCGUUUGUGAAAA